Molecule: messenger RNA, 2499 nt
Organism: Dipodomys ordii (Ord's kangaroo rat)
Lineage: Eukaryota; Metazoa; Chordata; Mammalia; Rodentia; Heteromyidae
Gene: Rsph4a
Product: radial spoke head 4 homolog A (Chlamydomonas)
Exons: 6
Coding region: 1-2097 (698 amino acids)
Biological process (GO): cilium movement involved in cell motility; cilium assembly; axoneme assembly
Cellular component (GO): radial spoke; axoneme
Source: RefSeq, a predicted model, not a curated record
AUGGAAAGUUCAAUCUCCUUCCAUCAAGAAAAAGAAAGGCAAGAACUCGGCGGGGCGGAGCCGCCCGGGGAAGAAGGAGCCCUGGCAGCUUCUCCUCACGAGCCCGAACCCCCGUCCCCCGCGCCCUGGGAGGCCGAGCGGAGCCCAGCAGACCCCGAGCCCCGGCCUCUGGGAGACGUCCCAGGACCCCGGGGGCCAGCUCCCGCGGCCCCUCCUCGGGGGCCCUCCGCCCCGACGCCGGGCAGCCCCGACCCGGACCUGGCGGCCCCCUGGCGGCCAGGCAGAACCAGCAGCGCGGGCCCGGGCCUCGAUCCGCGCCGCCGGCCGUCCGAGGAGAGGGAGCCCGCACCCCAUCACGCGAGUCCCUCAGAGGAAGCGUCCUUCCCCUGGGCUCCACAAUCCGGAGCUGGCCUGCGUGGGCCGUGGGGUGCCAGCCACGACGACUCCCCGCGGGAAGAGCGCGGGGUGAUCAUUUCUCCGGAGGAAGACUCAGACGGCCACUGGGACCCGGCUCUGCCCGAGCCCCGGGCCAGCGAGGAGGCCCCCAGCAUGCUGGACAUCGCCAUCCAGAAUGCCAAGUCCUUCCUACAGAACACCAGCAGCAAGACAGGCUUAAACCUAUAUGAUCAUCUUGCUAACAUGCUUACCAAGAUAUUAGAUGAGCGUCCUGAAAAUGCUGUUGAUAUCAUUGAAAAAAUCAGUCAAGAUGUAAAAUUGGCACAUUUUAGUAAAAAAUUCGAUACCCUGCAAAAUGAGAAUGAGCUGCUUCCAGCAUACGAAAUUGCAGAGAGACAGAGGGCUCUUUUUCUCCAGGGACAUUUGGAAGGAGCUGAUCAGGAACUGGAAGAUGAAAUGGUAGAAAACUCUCUUCCAAAUGUAAUGGAGUCAGCAUAUUAUUUUGAACAAGCUGGAGUUGGUUUGGGAACAGAUGAAACUUAUCGCAUAUUUCUGGCCCUCAAACAACUUACUGACACUCACCCAAUCCAAAGAUGCCGAUUAUGGGGCAAGAUCCUGGGCCUGGAAAUGAACUAUAUUAUAGCUGAAGUGGAAUUUCGUGAGGGGGAAGAGGAAGAGGAGGUGGAAGAGGAAGAUGUUGCUAACGAGAAGGACAAUGGAGAAAGUGAAGCUGAGGAUGAGGAAGAUGAACUACCAAAGUCCCUUUACAAGGCCCCACAAGCUAUACCUAAAGAAGAAAGUCGAACAGGUGCCAACAAAUAUAUCUAUUUUGUUUGCAAUGAACCAGGAAGACCAUGGGUGAAGUUACCAUUAGUUACACCUGCACAAAUUGUUACUGCAAGAAAAAUCAAGAAAUAUUUCACUGGGCGAUUAGAUGCUCCCGUCAUAAGCUACCCACCUUUCCCAGGAAAUGAGAGCAAUUAUUUGCGAGCACAAAUUGCCCGGAUUUCAGCAGGAACCCACAUCAGUCCUCUAGGAUUCUAUCAGUUUGGUGAAGAGGAAGGAGAGGAGGAGGAAGAAGUAGAAGGUGGACGAGAUAGCUUUGAGGAAAACCCUGAAUUUGAAGGCAUCCAAGUAGUUGAUCUAGUGGAAUCUCUAUCCAAUUGGGUUCAUCAUGUACAAUAUAUUCUCCCUCAGGGACGCUGUAAUUGGUUCAACCCCACACAAAAAAACGAGGAAGAAGAGGAGGAAAUAGAAGAAGAAAAAGAAGAAAAAGGUGAAGAGCCUGACUACAUAGAACAGGAAGUGGGGCCUCCUCUUCUGACACCUAUCUCUGAAGAUUUAGAGAUUCAGAACAUCCCCCCUUGGACAGCACGGCUAUCAUCACAUUUCAUUCCUCAGUAUGCUAUUGCAGUCCUUCGUUCCAAUCUUUGGCCUGGAGCAUAUGCUUUCUCCAAUGGCAAAAAGUUUGAAAAUUUCUACAUAGGCUGGGGUCAUAAGUACAGCGUGGACAACUAUACUCCUCCAGUUCUACCACCAGUUUAUCAGGAAUACCCGAGCAGAUCAGAGGUUAUAGAAGUGGAUGACCCCAGCGUGGAGGAGGAGCAGGCUCUGAUGGCUGCAAAAGAAGCAUCUGAAUUUGUGGCAGAGGAGAUUGAAGAAUCAGAGGAAGAUGAAUAUGAGGAAGAAGAUGAAGACUAACAACUAAAUUAGCCCACUCUUAGGUGUCCUUAACAUACACAUCCAAUGUAGGCAAGGGGUGUGUGUGAUUAUAUGCAUAGAUAAAACUCAUGUGCAAAGUGUCAUUCCUUGAAAACACCAAACUUGACAUUUCAUACAAUUUUUAUAGAAAGAUGUCCAAAGACUUUCUAGAGGCUAAAUGACAUCACUGUUCUCAUGACUGCAGUAAGUGGAAUGUAUACUGUGUCCUCUAUAUAAAUCUCACAAUUCAGAUUUUAAUCCACAAAGCCUUUUGAGACUUCUAUAAAGUAUGGAGGGGAUGUGGAGAUUUAAAAAAAAAACCCAACAAAACACAUAUUGAAAACUCCUUAAUUCCAGCAUGUAUUUUGUUAGCAUUGUAAGAAUGGAAGUAGAGCAUGUAGC